Messenger RNA from Lithohypha guttulata, 771 nucleotides. RefSeq lists its product as uncharacterized. NCBI's taxonomy places the organism in Eukaryota, Fungi, Ascomycota, Eurotiomycetes, Chaetothyriales, Trichomeriaceae. The record is from RefSeq and is a predicted model, not a curated record. The coding region runs from base 1 to 771 and encodes 256 amino acids. The transcript is spliced from 2 exons.
AUGGCCCAUCGAAGCGAUACAGAGAACAGGGAGAUCGAAGUGCUACAGCACGACCAGACAGUUGAGGUGGUUCAGCCUCACGAUCCUUUCCUAAGCAGCACGUCCACAAUCAAUAGCACAGCAACUUUGUUUCCUCGGGCUGAAGAUUUUACGAACGCAUUCACCUUUGAACAAACCACGAGUAACGCGACGCGUACACCGUUCCAGUUUCAGCAGCGUGCUCGCGACGCCGCAGCCUCCACGCAAAUCACAAACAGAAUCUCCGCAGGUCGAACAUCACGCACGUCUGGCUUUCUAGACCGCUUGCGACGUACACGCAGAGACGAGCGGGACAGCAGGGGUAUCGAGAGCUUCGAGAAGGCCGAUUACUGGCGUGAAAGACGAGAAAGAGAGGCUAGAUUGAGAAGGGAAGCACAACAACAAGACGGACCACUCUCUGAUAUUGUCGAGAAGAUGGACAUUGAGCAAAUAGAUGAUCUUGAGGAUGCGGAGUUGAGUCCAGUCGACGAAGACCAAGAGGUGGAAGAACUAGUCCAUGCGUACUUUGACAGGGGACAGCAGCUGCGGGGAGAAAACGACCAGAUGUUUGCAGAGAGAAUCGAUCAGCAGGAUGAUAAUUUCGAGAUUGAUGACGAUUCAGCCUACGAGGAGGUCUUUAUGGAAGUGUUGAGUCAAGAGCAUCGGCCAAGAUUUGCAGAGCAUACGGGUCAUGUAAACAUGGCACACGGACCAUCAGAGCAGUCAAACGGUGGUGAGAUGGAUAUAUCAUGA